Messenger RNA from Manduca sexta (tobacco hornworm), 1710 nucleotides. RefSeq names its product immunoglobulin-binding protein 1 (gene Tap42). Gene Ontology annotation, biological process: regulation of dephosphorylation; regulation of signal transduction. The record is from RefSeq and is a predicted model, not a curated record. Gene Ontology annotation, cellular component: cytosol. Gene Ontology annotation, molecular function: protein phosphatase 2A binding. Bases 102 to 1130 code for a protein of 342 amino acids. The transcript has 7 exons. Lineage: Eukaryota; Metazoa; Arthropoda; Insecta; Lepidoptera; Sphingidae.
UCUAUUGGCAACAUUUUUUAGAAACGUCAAGAAGACAGUAGAAAGGUCGUUGAUUUCUGUGAGAAAAAUAUUUAUUUCUUAAAUAAUAUCUUGUUAGUACAAUGGCACAAGUGGAAACCGGUCAAUCUUCAGAUGAAGAGCCAUUGAAGAAUGUUUUCGACCAAGCCAUGAAGUUGUUCGACAAUAUAGAAACCGGCAAAGAUGCUACCAACAGCGAUCAAGUUCAAUUAAGCAUAAAAGCAGCAAUAUCAAAGUUUGAGAAGUGCACAAAUAUGGUGUCUAUGUCGGGCAUGUUCAGCCAGAAUGAGAGCAUCGAGGAGCUCCCCACAGAGACACUGCAGUACCUCCUCCUGCCUGCACUGCUCGGAACUCUCAGCUUAAAGAUAUGUAACCAGCCAAGGAAACAAGUUAUUGAUGUUGCUGAAAUAUAUUUUAGGGACUUUCUUCAAAGGUGCAAAGACUAUGGUGUUACAAAUGUGGAGAUUCCUCAGCCUGUAGAAAAUGGUUCUACCAGUGUAGACCGCCCUCAGAGUGAACAGGCCAAAAUAGCUAACAUGGUAAUGACAAGAGAGGCAAAAAUCAAAAGGUAUAAAGAAGGAAAGGAGCUCCAAGAGAAACUUAGUACAUUAACAAAGGCCAUGUCGUCACCCAAUGUGGAUGAUGAGACAAAGAGAGAAUACUUUGUCACUCUGCUACUGAACUAUGUAAAUCAGGCUCUGGACGAAUUGAACAGUAUUGAGCAAGAGAAACCAAUAUUGGAAUAUAUGGCAAAACAUGCUGGUGAACCAACUCGUAAAGAGAAGCCGCGCGCCACACCGCUAAAGCCGGUAAUAAUAACGCGCGAUGCGGUGCAGAAGGCUGUGUAUGGCGCUGGGUACCCCGCUAUACCUACCAUGACCGUCGAAGAGUUCUAUGACCAGAGGGUUCGGGAGGGCACAUUUCCAGCUGCCUCAAAUAUACCACACACAACCAUACAGAGUACAGAUAAUGAAGCGGACGAGUUGGAAGAAGUGCGGAAAGAGCGCCUGGUGGAGGAAGACGACCCUGAAGAGUUGGAGAGGCAGCGCAACAUGGACGAGUAUAAGGACGACCACCGCCGCGGCUGGGGCAACCGCUACAAUAGGAGCUAACUCACCUACCUACCGCCUGUGCGGGGAUAUUCACAAUAUUUCGUAUUGCACCAUGAAUUUGGAUUAUAUUGAGACGGAAUACAGAAUUAUAGUAUUCAGUGAUUGAUACAAGCAGAUCUUGGAUAUUUUUUGUAUUUGCUUAGGGUGAAAGUGAACAGAAAAAAACAGAGACAUUUAAAUUACUGUCAGAGUAUUAUUAUUUUUGUUAAAAUGUAAGCCGGUAGGAACUUGAAUAUUGCGGUGCUCAUAUUAUUCUUUUAUGUUUUAAGAUUUGUUGAAAAUAAUAUAGUAACGCGAAAUAUUAAGUAUCCGCGUUAUUGAUAUUUAUGACGACUUUAGCAAAGCCAACGAAUACGGCUUAAAUUCCAAUUAUAGUAAUUCGUAUGUCCAGCUUAAUAAAUAAGGUUGAUUUUUCCUUGCCCUAGGAUGUGAAGAUAUGAUUAUUGGUUGAGACUUGAGAGUAUCACAAAUAAAUACUUUAUUUAAAUAUUAUGAAUAUCCCUGCAUGCAUAUUUAUACAUUUGUAACGCAAUAAUAAAAUGAUAACUUGUAUUGUUAUAUAUUAAAUAAAAUGAAGUCG